CAGUGGACUAGACGGCAGCUCUAGUGCUGCCACCAUUGACAUUCCGUCAUGAAAACAUAGUGGAAGCUAAGCCUUGCUUUAAUAACAACAGCAACAAAUAGACCUCGCUUCCUGUGUGCGGAGUUUAUCAGUUUUCAUUCAUUUAACGACGAUGUCUCUUGUCGUGUUGCGCUUAUUGCUCAGCUGACUAUUCAUCUGCUAGAUGUCUUCGGACGCUCUACCGUCAUGAAGGAAAAUUCUUCAGCCACCCAACGAUGGCGGACUUCGUUCAAUCGUGUCCUACCGCAAGUUCGGUACGAACAUUUACUAGCCGGAGUUACGGGUGGCGUGACAUCGACGCUUGUGUUGCAUCCUCUAGACCUACUCAAAAUUAGGCUAGCAGUCAAUGAUGGUCAGCUCAAGAGCCGACCGCAGUACAGAGGCAUUGUCAAUGCGGUGUCGACAAUCCUCAAGGAAGAAGGCAUCCGUGGCUUCUACCGCGGAGUGGCUCCCAACUGCUGGGGUGCUGGCACUUCGUGGGGGUUGUACUUUCUCUUCUACAAUUCCAUCAAGUCAUGGAUGCUGGAAGGUUGCAAUGACAAACAGCUCGGUCCUGGACGUCACAUGAUGGCCGCUGCCGAGUCUGGGCUCCUGACUCUGGUGAUAACAAACCCAAUCACGAUGGUGAAGACUCGCCUGUGCCUACAGUACGCGGACCACCACAUGCACGUACCCGACACGAGAAGGUACACCGGGAUGCUGGACGCCUUUCACAAGGUCUACAAGUACGAGGGUGUUACGGGGCUCUACAAAGGCUUCUUGCCUGGCAUGUUCAACGUCUCUCAUGGAGCAUUGCAAUUCAUGAUCUACGAGGAAAUGAAGAAGGCUUACGUGAACCACUUUAACAUCCCCGUGCAUACCAAACUGGGCACAAUGGAAUACUUGACGUUCGCUGCGCUCUCGAAAUUGCUCUCCGCAAGCGUGACCUAUCCUUACCAGUUGGCCAGGGCUCGCAUGCAGGACCAACAUCGGGACUAUAAAGGACUCAAGGAGGUCGUUAUGCGCACUUGGAGGUACGAGGGCUUCCGUGGCUUCUACAAAGGCGUCACUGCGUACUUCCUCCACGUCACCCCAAACAUCUGCAUAGUGUUUCUCAUGUACGAAAAGCUGGCCCCUUCUCCAGAUCGCCGCUUCUAGCACGCUCCUCCGCUGACAUCAACUCCUACGCCCGUGGAAGAGGAAGACAACGCGUAGGAUGUGCUUUUCGACGGCGCAGUGGAGGUCCUCACUGCCGGAAACUGUUGAAAAUCUCACACGCGACGCCCCCUGGUGUCAAACCUCACGUCUCCACCAGAACUUGUUUCUCGUUAUUCUUGUUACGGGUUAAGGGGUCUCACUGUUCAAUCCUUCUUUUUUUUGCAUCAUUUUCUUUUUCAGAAACUAGGAAGAGUUUUAUUAAAUUUGUCCCAGCUGGAUUUACCUGGGGGUACGGUUGUACCUUCUCUCUUUUGAACGCGAGUAACAUAGGGGAGGUACUUCGUCUGCAAUGCAUGGCCAAGGAGGGCUGUAGUUCACCUUGCCAUUCUGCAGCCAGCGCGAGGCUUCGGUGUCGAGAUUGUCAGGGAACACCUCCUUCUUAGGAAUGAAGGAAGGAUGUUUCAGAAUUUAAUAAGUACUAUCUGCAAUGUAAAUAGUAGCAUUUGACAAACAGCUGUGUACUGUCUUAGUGUUUUAAGUAGGUUCUAAAAUUGUAAGACUUUAAAAAAGUGAUUACGAUGUCAGAGCAUUGUGCAAUUUACGUUCCUAGGAAAAAAAUGUCAAUGUUUUUAAAAAAUGUAAAAACUUUCGUUUUCCUUUUUCGUAGCAUUCUUAAAUAUGUUCUCAGUCAGUUGAUCCGCAACUAAGCAUGCAGAUAAUCAAUAAAUAUUGACACUUAAUCAAAUUUGUUGUAGCUCAUAUGCAGUUUGUUGUGUGGAGAAGUCGCUGAAAUAUGUUCCUGUGUACACGUUAAUGUGCAGAAGAUGUGUGCAGCAUUAUUUAUUAGUGUAAAUGCGCUUGCAAUGAUACGUGAAGAUUUUUGUGUAUGUCUACUGGUUACGUCCUUUUAGGUUUGUUCACGACAGGAGUGUUAGUGUGUGCGCGUUGAAGUGAAUGUUUUUUUCCACGAGAGCCUGUCGUUUGUAUGUGUGUUAUGCUUCUAAUGAAAGGUAAGCUUUUGAGUUUCAGUGUUUGGUUUCAACUUAAGAUUUGUGAUUUUUCACAUAAGCCAGUUAGGUUCAACUCACGUCAGUAGUUGAUAAAAUCGAAACUUCGAGAAAAAAUAGCAUAAGUGCACAUUGUAUGAAUGAAACUUGCUUAUGUAAUAUAUCUGAGUGUACAUAAGAUAAUGAACAUGUGCAGUGUGAUAGAUAGCAUACCAAAGGGAUAAGACACAAGAAACUUGGAGCUUUAUCUUUCACGUUCUCACGUCUGUAAUUUGUACAUAAAAUGUAUAACUUCGGGACUGGCUAAAGUCUCACAAAUGUAAAAUUUUUUUGCUCUUGUAAUUUCAUGCACAAUUUGUAGUUGUGUACAGAAUGCAACUUUUUUUUUUUU
Ornithodoros turicata is the source of this 2574-nucleotide messenger RNA. RefSeq names its product solute carrier family 25 member 32-like. Lineage: Eukaryota; Metazoa; Arthropoda; Arachnida; Ixodida; Argasidae. Gene Ontology annotation, cellular component: mitochondrion. The record is from RefSeq and is a predicted model, not a curated record. The coding region runs from base 226 to 1176 and encodes 316 amino acids. The transcript has 7 exons. Gene Ontology annotation, biological process: nucleotide transport; folate import into mitochondrion. Gene Ontology annotation, molecular function: folic acid transmembrane transporter activity; FAD transmembrane transporter activity.